This is a messenger RNA of Thlaspi arvense, 537 nucleotides long. The record is from the annotation of a GenBank genome assembly. Lineage: Eukaryota; Viridiplantae; Streptophyta; Magnoliopsida; Brassicales; Brassicaceae.
AUGAAGAAUAAUUGGUCGAACUUACAUCAGAUUGCGAGAAACUCAUUCAUAGCAACAUCCACCGUAUACGCUUCCACCGUAUUCAACUUCUCAAACACUUCUCUUCCUGAUCGAAGAAGCUUCUGCUAUGUCGCAGGAGUCUCUGGUUUCUGUUUCGUGAGAAGUUUACUGAUCGCUACGCAACUUGAGAUUGUAGAUAGAUCCGGCUUUGUAGUGUUGAAAUCGGAGAAGGAGUUCAACAAUGCACUGAGCAAAGCUCAAGAUGGAUCUUUGCCGUCAGUUUUCUAUUUCACUGCCGCCUGGUGUGGACCUUGCAGGCUCAUCGCUCCUGUAAUAUUGGAGCUCAGUAAGAAAUAUCCUGAUGUCACAACAUAUAAGGUCGACAUUGACGAGGGCGGUCUUUCAAAUGCUCUUGUGAAGUCAAAUGUCUCUGCUGUGCCAACACUACAGUUCUUCAAAGGCGGCGUGAAGAAAGCAGAGAUUGUAGGCGUAGAUGUCAUGAAGCUGAGGAGUGUCAUGGAACAUCUCUACAAGUGA